Prorocentrum cordatum is the source of this 900-nucleotide messenger RNA. NCBI's taxonomy places the organism in Eukaryota, Dinophyceae, Prorocentrales, Prorocentraceae. The record is from the annotation of a GenBank genome assembly.
UGGAGGUCGCAGAUGAUCGUCCAGGCGACCACGUCGAAUUCCAGCCCCCUGAUGCAGCUGCCCCACUUCACGCAGGCCCUUGUCGACAAGGCCAAGGGCAUGAAGGUGGAGGACGUGUUCGACGUCAUGAACAUGGAGGACGGACCGCGCGGCAAGCUCUUCAGCGCGCUCCAGGAGAGCGACCUGAUGGACGUCGCCCGGGCGUGCAACCGUUUCCCGUGCAUCUCCCUCGAGUACAAGAUACAGAAUUCCGACGCCUUGAACACUGGCGGCAGCGCUCGCAUCGUCGUGCGUCUCGGGCGCGAUGGCAUGGACGAGGACACUGCGCUGGGCCCAGUCUUUGCGCCGUACUAUCCGAGGGAGAAGGAGGAGAGUUGGUGGCUCGUGGUCGGUGGCCCCAACAGCGCCUUGGUGGCGAUCAAGAGGACCACUAUCACCAAGGCGACCGUCAACGUCAAGCUCGACAUCGAGCUCGGCGAGGAGGCGGGCACCUUCGACUACACGCUGUACCUCAUGUCGGACUCCUACCAGGGCUGCGACCAGGAAUACAGCUUCAAACUGAGCGUCAAGCCAUGAGCUGGCGAGGCCCCCUCCCCCCCUCCCCCUCCCCCUCCCCCUCCCGGUGGCGGCGGCCGCGUGUAGAGCUGGCCGCGCGGAGCCCGGGCCCGCGCUGCCCGAGUGGCUUGCGCGGCUUCGGGGAGGGAGGCCCGACCGCCCCCGCGCGGCGAGAGCCGCGACGGAAGCGUUCUGGGCCCCGCCGCAGCGCUCCGCUGCUCGCACGUCACGGCACCAGCGGCGCGGUGGCCGUUUGGAGGGUGGGCUCGGGUCGGCGGGGGGACCGCUCCUCACGCGAACCGCUUCACCCUGGACCGCUUCGCCACCGUGAACCUUCGACCGAGG